Molecule: messenger RNA, 2686 nt
Organism: Aspergillus versicolor CBS 583.65
Lineage: Eukaryota; Fungi; Ascomycota; Eurotiomycetes; Eurotiales; Aspergillaceae
Product: putative NADH-ubiquinone oxidoreductase 64 kDa subunit
Exons: 5
Coding region: 275-2338 (687 amino acids)
Molecular function (GO): NADH dehydrogenase activity; calcium ion binding
Source: RefSeq, a predicted model, not a curated record
GGAGUUAGUCGGUCCCAUACCGAGUGGGCCAGCCCAGAAUGCUUGGUGGGCGGCAGAAUGACGUUGCGGACACUGGAUUUGACUGAACCGUGCUAGCCGUACGGCGUCACGGACAGCUCAUUCCGCACGGUCUCAAUUCUCCCCAUCCGCCUUCCAUGCCAUCCACCUUCAUUCUUUUAAUCACUCUUUAAUUCAGGCUUGUCUUGAUUCUCGUGGCGUUGACCGUCACCACGUCUCGGCCUCGUCGCUCCCUCUCCUCAUCCUCCGCUGAGCCAUGAGCGCUGCGCUGCGUCUGGUUCGUCCGGACGCCCUCGCGCUGAGGACCGGACUCCUUUCGAGACAAAUACAUGCCUUAAAUACUUCAAUAUUGUCUAGACGUACUUCCGGACGGCUCGCAUACCAUACCCAGCCUAAAUCCCUACGCCAAUCCCUCGCGUCGCGUGCCUUCUUCAGUCCCCAAUAUUCAGUCCGACACAAAUCCGCCGUCACUACACCAAAGGAAAAUGAGAGUCCAAAGGCAUUCCGCCUUCGGAAUAUAGUUUUUAAAACCUUUGCCUACUGUGGUUUCUUCAUUGUUAUGACGGGUGGUGCCGUGGUGGCAUUCUUCAUUUACGAUGCGACAACAUAUCGCGAACAUCCAAGCGCUGAGGAUAUCCCGGUUUCCGAACUAGCUCUUAACCCACGCCGUGGAGGACCGAAGAAUUUACCAGUUGCUGAAGUUCUGGUGGGGGACAAUGAUUCCGAUGCAAUGCAGGAACAGAGGGACAAGCCCCGGCUGGUUAUUUUAGGUACGGGCUGGGGUAGCGUUGCCCUGCUCAAACAGCUAAACCCCGGUGACUACCACGUUACCGUGGUUUCUCCGACCAACUAUUUCCUGUUCACGCCCAUGCUGCCUUCUGCGACUGUUGGUACCCUUGGGCUGAGGUCACUCGUUGAACCUGUUCGUCGUAUUGUCCAGCGUGUCAACGGACAUUUUCUUAAGGGAGAAGCUGUGGACGUUGAUUUCUCAGAAAAAUUGGUUGAAAUAACCCAACUCGACGCUCAAGGAGAUAAGCAGCAUUUCUAUCUUCCAUACGACAAGCUAGUGGUUGGCGUCGGCUGCGUUACAAAUCCUCAUGGUGUUAAGGGCCUGGAGAACUGUCAUUUCUUAAAGACGAUAGAUGACGCCCGCCGGAUCAAGAAUCAAGUGUUGGACAAUAUGGAACUCGCUUGCUUGCCUACCACUUCUGACGAAGAACGCAAACGCCUCCUAUCAUUUGUUGUCUGCGGUGGUGGACCAACUGGUGUUGAAUUCGCCUCGGAGCUCUUUGACCUUCUGAAUGAAGAUCUGCUCUAUUCUUUCCCGAAGAUAUUGAGAAAUGAGAUCUCUGUGCAUAUCAUUCAGAGUCGCAGUCACAUUCUGAACACCUACGAUGAAGCCCUCUCGAAAUUUGCCGAGUCUCGGUUUGCGCGUGAUGAUGUUGAUGUGCUGACAAACGCGAGAGUAAAAGAAGUACACUCUGACAAAGUCGUCUUCAGCCAAAUAGAGGAUGGCAAGACAAUAACCAAGGAAAUCCCUAUGGGUUUCUGUCUAUGGUCAACCGGUGUUGCUCGCGCCGACCUCUGCCAAAAGAUCUCGGACAAACUUGAAUCUCAGAACAACAAGCAUGCUUUAGAAACCGACUCCCACCUCCGUCUUAUCGGGGCACCUCUCGGGGAUGUGUACGCCAUGGGCGACUGCUCCACCGUUCAAAAUAACAUAGCUCAACAUAUCCUGUCCUUCCUCCGCACCAUCGCCUGGGAAAAGGGCAAGGACCCCAAGAAAGUCCACCUCACGUUCCGUGAAUGGCGAGAUGUCGCCUCACGAGUCAGAAAGCGUUUCCCCCAGGCCUCCAACCAUCUCCGCCGCCUUGACAGGCUCUUCGAACAAUACGACAAGGACCAUUCCGGUACUCUAGACUACGACGAACUCUCCGAACUCCUCCACCAAAUCGACACAAAACUUACUUCCUUGCCCGCAACUGCCCAACGCGCAAACCAACAGGGCGAAUAUCUCGGCCGCAAGCUUACUAAAAUUGCUGCCGCUAUGCCUGGAAUGCAGGCCAAUGAAAUCGACCACGGCGACCUCGACGAAGCGGUUUACAAAGCCUUCCACUACAAACACCUCGGUAGCCUUGCGUACAUUAGCAACGCUGCUAUUUUCGACUUUGGCGGUGUGAAUUUCGGUGGUGGUGUCCUGGCCAUGUACCUCUGGCGUAGUGUUUACUUUGCCGAGAGUGUCAGUCUGCGGACCCGGUGUAUGCUCGCCAUGGACUGGGCCAAGAGAGCGCUUUUUGGAAGAGAUCUCAUGAGCUUCUAAACGUCCUCAAAAAAGACUCAAUCAGAGAGAAUUUCAUUUUCACGUCCCUGACAUUGUGAUAUAUAGUCUUGGAUCUCCACCCUUGUAUAUCUUAUCUUUGGAUUAUAUCUGGAGCGGACGGAUAUAUCUAAAUUUGUCAUACUAUCUAGAGUUACUAUGUUUGGAGUUGAUUCUUGGUUGGAGAAAUUCAUUUUCGGAUACAUAAUCAUGCAAUGAUUAAUCUAUAGCAUUGGGCUUAUACAAUCUUUUUUUGAUCAUAUUCUCUUGACGCAGUUCAGCUAGGAGUAUAUAUAUGUGUGUGUGUUUGUCGUUCGGUCUACCUAACAAAUAUAUAUUUCCAAAUUCUAC